Molecule: messenger RNA, 3334 nt
Organism: Vicia villosa (hairy vetch)
Lineage: Eukaryota; Viridiplantae; Streptophyta; Magnoliopsida; Fabales; Fabaceae
Product: protein DETOXIFICATION 18-like
Exons: 8
Coding region: 152-1609 (485 amino acids)
Biological process (GO): xenobiotic detoxification by transmembrane export across the plasma membrane
Cellular component (GO): membrane
Molecular function (GO): antiporter activity; xenobiotic transmembrane transporter activity
Source: RefSeq, a predicted model, not a curated record
GGCUUAGAAACCUUAGAACAAAAAAUAAAACAUUUUGUGUGGUCUAUACCAAAUAACAUUAUUAAAUCAAUCAACCUCAUUUUUUGCGACCUCGUGCUUCUCGUGAUGCUGCUUUGAGAAAUUUGACCAGCAAGAAAAUCUCUCUCUCAACAUGGCGACAACGGGAAGUAGCAUUUCAGAAACACCUCUAUUACUCGCAACUGAUGAUGAUAACGGAAACCACAAGACAGAGAGAUGGUGGAACAAAGUCUUGGACAUGGAGGAAGCCAAACAUCAACUCAUGUUUUCACUGCCAAUGAUUCUUACAAACUUGUUCUAUUACUUAAUCACUUUGGUUUCUGUCAUGCUUGUUGGUCACCUUGGUGAGCUUCAGUUAGCCGGUUCAACUCUCGCUCAUUCCUGGUUUAGUGUCACCGGCUCCGCUGUUAUGGUUGGUUUAAGUGGUUCACUAGAAACACUCUGUGGACAAGGAUUUGGUGCAAAGGAAUAUCAAAUGUUGGGAAUUUAUUUACAAAGCUCCUGCAUUAUAUCUUUUAUUUUUUCAAUCAUUAUAUCCGUUAUUUGGUUCUAUACAGAACACAUUCUUGUGUUUCUUCAUCAAUCACAAGACAUUGCUAGAACAGCAGCACUCUAUAUGAAGUUUCUUAUACCAGGAAUAUUUGCAUAUAGCUUCUUGCAAAACAUCUUGAGGUUUCUACAAACACAAUCUGUAGUCAUGCCACUGGUUUACCUUUCAGCUAUUCCAGCAUUGCUUCAUGUGGGAAUUGCUUAUGGGUUUGUUGAAUGGGCAGGUUUGAAUUUCAUAGGUGGACCUAUUGCAACUUCUGUUUCAAUGUGGAUAAUAAUGACAUUGUUAGGCUUAUAUGUCUUGUAUGCAAAGAAGUUCGAGAAAACAUGGAGAGGAUUUUCAAUGCAAUCAUUUCAUUACUUGUUUGCAAACAUGAAACUUGCUCUGCCUUCUGCAGCAAUGGUGUGUUUGGAGUAUUGGGCCUUUGAAAUUAUGGUUUUCCUAGCUGGAUUACUGCCUAACUCACAAAUCACAACUUCAUUGAUUGCAAUAUGUGCAAACACAGAAUCAUUUGCUUACAUGAUCACUUAUGGUCUUGGUGCAGCUGCAAGCACAAGAGUUUCCAAUGAAUUGGGAGCAGGCCACCCAGAAAGAGCUAAACAUGCAAUGAGAGUCUCUCUAAAGCUCUCUCUUCUCCUUGGAUUGGGUUUUGUUUUGUUACUUGUAUUUGGUCAUGAUUUAUGGAUUCAACUGUUUAGUAAUAGUCCUGUUAUCAAAGAGGAGUUUGCUUCAAUAACACCCUUGCUUGCUAUUUCCAUAUUACUAGAUUCUGUCCAAGGUGUCUUAUCGGGAGUGGCUAGAGGAUGUGGUUGGCAGCAUUUAGCUGUUUAUGUCAACCUUGCAACUUUUUAUCUCAUUGGAUUACCAAUUUCAUGUCUCCUCGGAUUUAAGACCAAUUUGCAAUAUAAGGGUUUAUGGAUCGGUCUGAUUUGUGGCCUUGUGUGUCAAACUGGGACACUCUUAUUUUUGACAUGGCGUGUCAAAUGGACUAAACUGAAUCUCUCAGAGGACAAAGUUAAAGACCAGCCUAUUGUUGUUUAAAAAAAUGAAUGUCUGCCAAUUAGAAUUCAAUAAGUAAGUGUUUGGAACCACAAUGAUAUCUGCGGUAGAUUACAUGGUGUUGACGAAACUAUAACUUGGAGCUUUAGGUUCAGCGUCCAGUGAAGACUCUUCAAACGAUGAUUACAUCUUGGAAUAAUCAUGAAUUUUGUAUCUAAAAUUAUGUUCCAAAUAAAAAUACAUUUUUCUUUCUGUCAGAAAGUAUUCUUCCUCAACUCAUGUUUUCACUAAUGAUUCUUACAAAAAUAUUAUAUUACUCAAUCACUAUGGAUGGUUUCUGUCUUAAUUGUUAGUUAGCUGGUACUUUACAAUUUUUGCAUUAUUUUUUUCCAUUUCAAUAGAUGUUGAUAUGAACAAUGAAUUCUUGUAUGUGUUCAAUAAUUAAAUACAGCCAAUAAAAAACAUUAGAUACAAUGUUAUUAAAUAACUUCAAUAUGAUAUUGGGUGAUUCUGCCGGUGGUUAUGUAUUUGAGAGAAUAUUUGUGUGUGUGGAAGCAUGUAAGGCGGCAUUUGCAAACACGUACAGACCUCUAACUGGGUUAGACGCAUUUUUUUUUAAAAAUGGGACUUCGAUGGUCUUUUGAUUGCUGGUGUUGGUAAGGAUGAAAAUAACAAAAUGAUGCCAAUAGCGUAUACGGUUGAAGGUGAAAUAAAGGACUCGUGGCAAUUGUUCCUAAAGUUAUUACUUGAUGACUUGCAGCCCAUCCAACACAAACUUUAUGGAUUUAUCUCAGAGAUUAACAUAAGGUAUAUUUUAUCAUUAUGUUAUCACAUGUCUUCCAUUAUGCUACCAUUAUAUUACCUUAAUUUAGGUAUUAGUACUGGUUAUUUUAGAUACAAGUCAAUAUGUUAAACAUAGAUUAUGUGUUAAAUGUUUAUAUUGCAACUAGAGGAAGAAAUAUCAUGUGAUAGAGAUGAUUGAAACUUUAUGUUGGGCAGCUAUGGUCGCAACUACUACUAGAAUUUAUUCAAGGUGUCUUAUCAGGUUUGAAUUUAUCAUCUCUUUUCACUUAAGCUGUCUCUAAAACAUGAUCAUUAUCAAAAUAAUCUAAGGGGGCAAAUGUCUUAAAUACUGCAGGGGUGGUUAGAGCAUGUGGUUUGCAGCACUUAGCUGUUUAUGUCAACCUUGCCUCUUUUUAUCUCACUGGUCUGCCGAUUUCAUGUCUACUUGGAUUUAAGACCAAUUUGAAAUUUAAGUAGGGUUUAUGGAUUGGUAUGAUUUGUGGGCUGGUGUGUCAAGCUGGGGCACUCUUACUUUUGACAAAGCAUGUCAAAUGGACUAAACUGAAUCUCUCAAGGGACAAAGAUAAUGACCAACCUAUUGCUGUUUGACAAUUGAGUAUGUGCAAACUAUAACUCGGAUAUUCAGGCUCGGCGUGCAGUGAAGACUUUUGAACGUUGAAGCAAACACAGGCUAAAAGUAUGAUCACAAAUUGUUGUAAACAUGUAUAGCAAAGAAGCUCUUAAAAUAUACAGGCUAUCAGUAUUUGUCCAAAAGUCCUCAAUAAACUUGUUCCCUUUUUUCUCUUAUUGUAAGUUGUAACCAUCUAAUAAAUAAUAAAUAAUAUCAAUAGAUUCAACCAAUUCUCUCAUCAGAAAACUUAACUAAUGUAAAUAAAAUUGACUCAACCAUCCCAUACAUGGAUCACUAAUUUAUGUUACCAAAAAAUUUGUUAGCAAAAAGUAAAGCAAAGCACAACUCUUCCA